Molecule: messenger RNA, 2577 nt
Organism: Papilio machaon (common yellow swallowtail)
Lineage: Eukaryota; Metazoa; Arthropoda; Insecta; Lepidoptera; Papilionidae
Product: protein regulator of cytokinesis 1
Exons: 14
Coding region: 153-2405 (750 amino acids)
Biological process (GO): microtubule cytoskeleton organization; mitotic spindle midzone assembly
Cellular component (GO): mitotic spindle midzone; spindle; cytoplasm
Molecular function (GO): microtubule binding
Source: RefSeq, a predicted model, not a curated record
AGAUGUUGUUACCGUUUGACAUAGGUAAUUGACGAUAGUGUUCGUAAAGAAGAAUAAAGUUAUUUAAUUUAGUUAUAUUACGUUAUAAUUUAUCUUUAAAGACAAAAAGGUAAUUUGUGUGUUUAAAUCUGUUAAACAGUAGUGAAGUGAAGAUGGUUGCCAUAACUGAAGAUGUUCGGAAUCUCUUCAAUGAGGUUCUGCAAGAAAUAUCACAAAAUAUAUACCAUAUGAUGGAAGAGUUGUGGACCAAUUGGUCACAUUUGGGAGUUGAUAAUGCAAUUAAAAUCAGCAAUAUCACUAAACUAGUGCAAAUAGAAAAGGAUCUUCAUCGUGAAGUUAUCUUGGAGACUCAGCAAAAAUUCAAAACUAUGCAGAGUCAAAUUGAUAAACUAAAAGAAGAAACUGAGGAACUCAGUAGAUGUCUUUCAGUAGAUAUAACAAUAAUGGACUUUAAAGAGGAUAUGUUGUUGUUUGAUUAUAAGAAAGAACUUGAAAACCAAAUUGCUGGGUAUAGGGAACAAGUACUUCAACGGCGAAUGAAAAUGGAGAGACUGCUUGAGUGGCAGAAGGAUAUUGGAGAGAAGCUCGGCACUACUAUCUAUGAGCUUCAAGAUGUACCAUUACCAUCUGAAGAGGAAUUGGAUAAAUUAAAAAAUCACCUGGAGGUGCUACAGGCAGAACGGGAUAAAAGGGUAGAAAUAUUCUUGAAUACCCAAGUGGAAAUAAAGGACAUUAUGGAAAAGUUACAUAUAAAACCACAAAAUAAAUUUGAACAAUUAGUGGUGUCAUCAUUGUCGGUGGACUUUAAGGUUACAGACCUUAACAUGGACAGACUUGCCAAGUUGCAACAGGAUCUACAGGAUAAAUAUCAACAGACAAAUAAUAGGGUGUUAGAGUUGCGGGAACGUUUAGCAAAACUUUGGGAUUGUCUGGAAGAGGAUCAUAUAUACAGAGAGAAUUUCUUACAAGCACACAUUGGUUGCAACCCUGAUACUGAGAAUGCUUUAAAGGAGGAGAUUAGGAGGUGCGAUCAAAUUAAAAGGCAGAAAAUACAGGUAUUUGUGGCAAAUGUAAGGACUAAAAUUAAGCUGAUGUGGGACAAUUUAAUGUACUCGACGAAAGAACGCGAGGAAUUCGUUCAUUACUACCAGGACACAUUCACUGAAGAUGUUCUCACUUUACAUGAGUUAUAUUUGGAAAAACUCACCAAACACUAUAAUGAACAAAGGGAAAUCUUUGAUUUGGUGGCGACGCGCAAGAAUCUGUGGUGUAAGAUGACGGAGCUGGAGGCGCGCGCCACUGAGCCAGGCAGAUACCACAACCGCGGAGGACAGCUGCUCAAGGAGGAGAAGGAGAGGAAAGCUAUCGCCAGCAAUCUUCCUAAAAUAGAGGCUCAAAUACGGGAGUUGGUUACGGCUUAUCAAGAUAGAACUGGCAAUAUAUUUACAGUGGACGGCAAACCACUACUUCAGCUGAUGCUGGACGAUUGGGAAGACAGGAAAGCAGAGCGUCACAACAAGCUGUCAGCGCGCAAGCAGGCGCUGACUCCGUCCACUCCGUCCAUGUUCCGUUCACUGGCCACCUCACCGCUCGGGAAACGCAACCGCACCGCCGCCGGACUCGCAUCCACUGCUGAGAAGAACAGGUUGCCUGUAAAGCGUCAGUUGGUAACCGGUAGUGCUAACAAGGCGGUCUCGAACGCACACAACAUGUCUGCCCUGAAGAGAACUGCUAUGUCCACUAUUAAAAGGCGUAUAAGCGGUCGCUUGGUCGCCAAAGCUGGCGGAGAUGCGAAGGCAAAUCAAGUGAAGAGAAUGCUUGACUACGGCGUCGACUCCAAGACACCGAGAAUUGCAGUCAACAGUAAUAUACUUAAACACAAGCGAACGUCACAUGGCCGCCGCAGCAAUGGAGGACGUUCUAACAUCAGCUUGCAGGAGGAAGACAACACUCUGAACAAAGUCAAGAACCCACUUUCUGAAACUACACUUCUCACUACAUAUACAGAUUUCAAGGAAUGCAUUGAUGAGAACAAAAUCAGUCGUAGCUCAAUGGCUGUUAGAGAUCAAGAUCAAGUAUCCAACGUACGUAUCGAAGUAUUUGAUACCCCAAAAAGAACUCCUCGAAGGAUUGUACAAACUCCUAAGAUGGAGAAAGAAAACAUCUACCAUCAUAAUAAAGUUCCCAACAUAAUGUGUACACCGCAACGACUGACCAGAUCAAAAUCCAUCUCGAAGUUAAACAACGAUGGCUUUGCAACACCUCAGCCUUUGAGUGCUAAGAAAGAUUACCUCAGACAAAACCCUGUCACACCUCUUUCAGUUAAAAACACACCCAAUAAUGUGAGAAGGUCAAAGUCACAGACGCAUAUGGCCAGAGCGAAAGAUCUUCCUCCGUUACUGUAAACUAUGGCUGGACCAUUUCUAUAAGUGUUUGACUAAAAUAAUAAAGCACUGAAAUACAAAGGAAAUGUUGGAUAUUUUCACAAGUUACUGAAAAAUAUUAUAAAAUUUUAAUGUCCAUUGAAGUUUCUACACUCUACAUAUUUUAUUUCUACAGUGUGAGGUACUUUCUUGU